Messenger RNA from Mustela erminea (ermine), 3374 nucleotides. It is a transcript of the gene ZNF628, whose product is annotated as zinc finger protein 628. Bases 88 to 3243 code for a protein of 1051 amino acids. The transcript has 2 exons. NCBI's taxonomy places the organism in Eukaryota, Metazoa, Chordata, Mammalia, Carnivora, Mustelidae. The record is from RefSeq and is a predicted model, not a curated record.
GCUGCCGGGGCCCCGUCUUCCCGUCGGCCCCCGCGGGAAGGCCCUAGGUCUCCCCCGCUCAUUCCCCCGGUCGGGGCCGCAGGUGUGAUGGUCGGCUCCCACGCAGACAUGGCACCCGCCUCUACCGCUGAGGGGCCUGGGGAGAAGCCCGGCCCCACAGCCCCCACCCCGGCGGCCCAGUAUGAGUGUGGGGAGUGUGGCAAGUCGUUCCGGUGGUCAUCUCGGCUCCUCCACCACCAGCGUACGCACACGGGCGAGCGGCCCUACAAGUGCCCCGACUGCCCCAAGGCCUUCAAGGGCUCGUCUGCCCUGCUCUACCACCAGCGGGGCCACACGGGCGAGCGGCCCUACCAGUGCCCCGACUGCCCCAAGGCCUUCAAGCGCUCCUCGCUACUGCAGAUACACCGCAGUGUGCACACCGGCCUGCGGGCCUUCACAUGCGGCCAGUGCGGCCUGGCCUUCAAGUGGUCUUCCCACUAUCAGUACCACCUGCGGCAGCACACGGGCGAGCGGCCCUACCCGUGUCCCGACUGCCCCAAGGCGUUCAAGAACUCGUCCAGCCUGCGGCGCCACCGGCACGUGCACACGGGCGAGCGGCCCUACACCUGCGGCGUGUGCGGCAAGAGCUUUACCCAGAGCACCAACCUGCGGCAGCACCAGCGCGUGCACACGGGCGAGCGGCCCUUCCGCUGCCCGCUCUGCCCCAAGACCUUCACGCACUCGUCCAACCUGCUGCUGCACCAGCGCACGCACGGCUCCGCGGCUGCCGCCGCCCCCGCCCCCUCUGCCGCCGCUGCUCCUGCCCCGCCACAGCACGAGCCUGGCGCCAAGGUCUUGGUGUCGGACGCCUACCUGCACGCGCCCGCGCCGCCGCCGCCGCCCGCGCCUCCGCCCGUGGUGCCGGAGCUCUUUCUGGCUGCUGCGGAGACCACGGUGGAGCUGGUGUACCGCUGCGAGGGCUGCGAGCUGGGCUUCGGCAGCGAGGAGCUGCUCCUGGAGCACCAGCCCUGUCCCGGGCCCGAAGCCGCCACCCCGCCCCAGGACGGGCACGGCACCACAGCGCCCAAGGCAGACCCCGCCCCACCGCCCUCCCAGUCCCCGCCGGCCCCCGCGCCGCAGCCCCCUCCUGCCUCCGCAGCCCCCGGCUUCGCCUGCCUCCCAUGUGGGAAGUCCUUCCGGACGGUGGCCGGCCUCUCCCGCCACCAGCACAGCCAUGGCGCGGCCGGUGGCCAGGCGUUCCGCUGUGGCAGCUGCGACGGCGCCUUCCCACAGCUGGCCAGCCUCCUGGCGCACCAGCAGUGCCACGUGGAAGAGGCGGCUGCCGGGCGCCCGCCCCCCCAGGCGGAGGCCGCCGAGGUCACCUGUCCCCAGGAGCCCCUGGCCCCAGCCGUCCCCACCCCGCCCACCGCCGUCCCCGCGCCGGCGCCCGCCCCCGCGGGCACCGAGCGGCCCUACAAAUGCGCAGAGUGUGGCAAGGCUUUCAAGGGCUCCUCGGGGCUGCGCUACCACCUGCGGGACCACACGGGCGAGCGGCCCUAUCAGUGCGGCGAGUGCGGCAAGGCCUUCAAGCGCUCCUCGUUGCUGGCCAUCCACCAGCGCGUGCACACGGGCCUGCGGGCCUUCACGUGUGGCCAGUGCGGCCUCACGUUCAAGUGGUCCUCGCACUACCAGUACCACCUGCGGCUGCACUCGGGUGAGCGGCCCUACGCCUGCGGGGAGUGUGGCAAGGCCUUCCGGAACACGUCGUGCCUGCGGCGCCACCGGCACGUGCACACGGGAGAGCGGCCCCACGCCUGCGGCGUGUGCGGCAAGAGCUUCGCGCAGACCUCCAACCUGCGGCAGCACCAGCGCGUGCACACGGGCGAGCGGCCCUUCCGCUGCCCGCUCUGCCCCAAGACCUUCACGCACUCGUCCAACCUGCUGCUGCACCAGCGCACGCACUCCGCCGAGCGCCCCUUUGCCUGCCCUGUGUGCGGCCGCAGCUUUGUCAUGGCGGCCUACCUGCAGCGGCACCUGAGGACGCACGCCCCCGCGCCCACGGCGGCCGCCGGCCCCGCAGCCCCCGCCGCCAGCUCCCAGCCCCCCGCCCCGCUGGCUGCCGCCCCAGCCGCGUCUGCCACCCAAGACGUCCACGUUCUCCCACACCUCCAGGCCACGCUCUCCCUCGAGGUGGCAGGGGGCCAGGCUCCGGCCCCGCUCCCAGGCCAGGCAGCCCCCAACUCCCAGACUUUUCUCCUGGUGCAGACCGCCCAGGGCCUGCAACUCAUCCCCAGCAGCGUCCAGCCCCCCACGCCACCGCCCCCACCGGCUCCCCCCAAGCUCAUCCUGCUGCCCUCGUCCAGUCCUGGUGCCGGGAGCAGCCGCGGUAGGCACGGCCCACGGGCAGCAGGAAAAUCCGGUCAGGCGCCUGGAGUAGUAUGGCUGCCAGGUCCCGGGGGACUGGGGGUUCAGGGCGGGGGCAACGCAGGGGCCAGCGGGGGAGGGCAGAGCCUCAUCGUUCUACAGAAUGUAGGGGGUGGGGAGGCAGGGGCCCAGGAAGUGAGUGGGGUCCAGCUCCAGCCCCUUCGGCCAGGCCCGGAAGUGACCACGGUCCAGCUCCAGCCAGCCCAGGAGGUGACCACGGUCCAGCUCCAGCCGGCUCAGGAGGUGACCACGGUCCAGCUCCAGCCUGUGGCAGGCCAGCUCUCCAAUCCCAGUGGGGGAGCAGUGACCACUGAGGCCCCCAACCUGCUGGUGGUUCAGAGUGGUACAGCGGAGGAGCUGCUGGCGGACCCUGGCCCCGGGGAGCCCGGUGAUGGUGACACCAGUACUGGCGUCGUCCAGGAUGUGCUCUUCGAGACGCUGCAGACAGACGAGGGGUUGCAGAGCGUCCUGGUGCUGAGCGGGGCAGAUGGCGAGCAGACCCAGCUAUGUGUGCAGGAGGUAGAGACCCUCCCCACUGGGCUGGCAGAGCCUCCUGCCCCAGGCCCACCGGGACAGAAACUGCUCAUCAUCCGCAGCACACCGGCCACGGAGCUGCUGGAGAACAGCCCUGGUGGGGGAGGCGCUCCCACACUGCAGCUGCUGACCCCUCCACCUCCCGGCCAAGCCUCUGGUCCAGUGGGCAUCUCCACGGCACCCACCUCCCAGAUGGUCCAAGUGGUACCCACUGGCGCUGCCCCCGGAGGCAUGCCCCCACAGGGCCUGCCUUCUAUCCAGAUUGUCCAGACUCUGCCCGCAGUCCAGUUGGUGCACACAUUUUGAAAAGAACCACUGGGUUCUUGAGGGCCCCACACAGAGACCUGGACUACCUGCUUGGGCUGGACUGGGCUGGGCUGCGCAGCGGGGCAGGGAAGCUGCGGGCUGCGCUUGCUAAUAAAGACCGGAAUCUCCUC